Molecule: messenger RNA, 1482 nt
Organism: Saccharomyces mikatae IFO 1815
Lineage: Eukaryota; Fungi; Ascomycota; Saccharomycetes; Saccharomycetales; Saccharomycetaceae
Gene: MSY1
Product: tyrosine--tRNA ligase MSY1
Exons: 1
Coding region: 1-1482 (493 amino acids)
Biological process (GO): tyrosyl-tRNA aminoacylation
Cellular component (GO): cytosol; mitochondrion
Molecular function (GO): ATP binding; tyrosine-tRNA ligase activity; RNA binding
Source: RefSeq, a predicted model, not a curated record
AUGCUCGAAUUACGAAGCUGUAGAUAUUUGCUUAACAGUAGUAAAAGGUUCGUCCCUCAAGUAACUUGUCAUUACUUAAGAGCGAUAGCAUGCCACAAGGUUCGAUUUUAUUCUCAAACGGUUAGCCCUUCAGAAGUACGAGAAACAUUGAACUCUCAAAGUGAAAAUAUCCUGGAUGAACUGAAACAGAGAGGUUUAGUAUGUCAGGUCUCACAGCCAGAGGUCGCCCUCCAGACGAGGUUAAACAGCGAUGACAAGAUCAAGCUUUAUUGUGGAGUGGAUCCCUCUGCUCAGUCACUGCAUUUGGGAAAUCUAGUUCCAUUGAUGGUUCUGUUACACUUUUAUGUAAAAGGUCACGACAUUGUGACUGUCAUAGGUGGAGCAACAGGAAAAGUUGGGGACCCUAGCGGGAGGAAGACUGAGAGAGACGUUAUGAAGAACGAGAUCAGGCAAAACAAUGUUACGUCUAUAUCGCAACAACUGCAAAGGUUUUUUAGAAACGGAUUAGAAUAUUACAGAAACCGAUAUGCUCUCACAAGAGAUGUUUCUUCUGGAGAGUACACGCCAAGGAACAAUUUCAACUGGUGGAAAGAUAUUAAAAUGUUAGAUUUUUUAGCUGAUUUUGGUGGACACAUUAGGGUACAGUCAAUGUUAGCGAGAGAUUCAGUUUCUUCCAGGCUACAAACCAAAAACAGCCUUGGUUUCAACGAAUUUACUUAUCAAAUUCUACAAGCCUACGAUUUUUACCACUUGUACAAGGAAGAAAACGUGACUAUACAAGUAGGUGGUAACGACCAAUGGGGAAAUAUAACAGCAGGAAUUGAUCUUAUAAAUAGGAUGCAGCCUAUACAAAAAAAUGGUUUGCCAUUUGGCGUCACCGUACCCUUGUUGACAACGGCGACAGGAGAGAAGUUUGGGAAAAGUGCUGGAAAUGCUGUUUUCAUCGACCCUAAAGUAAAUACAGCAUAUGACAUUUACCAAUUUUUCUUCAACACUUUGGAUGCUGAUGUGCCCAAGUUUUUGAAAAUGUUCACCUUUUUAGAUUCAAAUGAAAUCAAUUCAGUUGUGGAAUCGCAUGGAAAAUCUCCUAAUUUACGUCACGGUCAAGCUUUCUUAGCUAAAGAGGUAACAGAUAUGCUAUAUGGAGUUGGAUCUGGUUCGGAAUCAGAAGCACUUUCUAAUGUUAUUUUUGGACGUUAUGACGAAACCUUAUCUGCUAGCAAGUUAAUUGAACUGUGCGAAAAGGCUCGAAUUUUGCAACAUGCUAAUAGGAAGGAUGACCUAAUCAAAUUAAUUUGUAAAUUAAUAGACUGUUCGGUAUCAGAAGCCAGGAGAAAAAUCUCCCAAGGAAGUGUUUAUUUACAUUAUUCGAGAACUAAAGUUAACGAGAACAUUUCUAAUUUGGCUCCGUUCUUAAUAGAUGAUCGAGUAUUGAUAAUGAGAAUAGGAAAGCAGAGAUGUUUCAUAAUAGAAAUGCCUUAG